AUGGACGCCGAAGACCUCGCCGCCGGAGACCACCACCACCGACUGGGCCCAACUACUUUUGUUUCAAAAACUAUACCUAUUAAACUCAAAAUCAAUCAAAAACUCACAGAUCGAACUCGAAAACGACGUAAUAUUGCAGAAUCAAAUACAAAAUCCCUGAGGUUUCGGAUGAGUUAUUCUGUUUUUCUUCGCAUUCAUGAUGCGGUAGUAGAGCAUGACUCAUACUUCGCCAAGAAAAGAAAUUGUGCCAGAAAGCUUGGCUUGUCAUCUCUUCAAAAAAUUACCGGCGUACUCAGGAUGCUAGCCUAUGGCAUUCCAGCUGAUUCUGUGGAUGAAUAUGUGAGGAUCAGAGCAAGCACUACAAUCAAAAGCCUAAAUUUUUUUGUUAAAGCAGUAAAUGAAGUUUUCUCUGAAGAGUAUUUAAGGUCACCAAAUGCCGCCAACAUUGCUAGAUUGCUAGCGGUUAAUGAAAGCCAUAGAUUUCUAGGGAUGGUGGGGAGCCUUGAUUGUAUGCAUUGGAAAUGGAAGAAUUGUCCGGCUGCGUGGAAAGGUAUGUAUACCAGUCAUGUUCGUGAACCAACAUUAAUUUUAGAGGCCGUGGCAUCAUAUGAUCUCUGGAUAUGGCAUGUUUUUUUCGGGGUUCCUGGGGCUAAUAAUGAUAUCAAUGUGCCUAGAAGGUCUCCAUUGUUUCCUGAGCUUUCUUAG
Molecule: messenger RNA, 705 nt
Organism: Rhododendron vialii
Lineage: Eukaryota; Viridiplantae; Streptophyta; Magnoliopsida; Ericales; Ericaceae
Exons: 2
Coding region: 1-705 (234 amino acids)
Source: RefSeq, a predicted model, not a curated record